Messenger RNA from Drosophila gunungcola (fruit fly), 2056 nucleotides. RefSeq names its product serine/arginine repetitive matrix protein 2-like. Gene Ontology annotation, cellular component: ASAP complex; cytoplasm; nucleoplasm. Lineage: Eukaryota; Metazoa; Arthropoda; Insecta; Diptera; Drosophilidae. The coding region runs from base 57 to 1976 and encodes 639 amino acids. The transcript is spliced from 3 exons. The record is from RefSeq and is a predicted model, not a curated record. Gene Ontology annotation, biological process: mRNA splicing, via spliceosome. Gene Ontology annotation, molecular function: RNA binding.
ACUUGUGAGAACCGUAGAAUCCGGAAAAUAAAUAUUAAAAAAAAUCUAAGAUCGCGAUGCCGAAGGAAAAGCCCACCAAGGGUAAGGGUGAGGGCGAGCCGCCCGUUAAGUGGCAGCGCAAGCAACGCAACGAGUCCUACUCCGGCGGAGGACGAGAAGGAGGAGAAGGAGGAGGAGGAGGUGCCCCCGGGAUGAGGAACAGAUCGCCCACGCCCCCGAAUGCCACUAAGAUCAGCGAAGGGGACGGCAGCGAGACCAGCGACUCUUACUUGAGCAGCUCAUCGGAAACCUCCGGAUCCUCCAGUUACACCAGCUACACCAGCUCCUCCAGCUCCUCCAGCUCCGUCUCGACCAGCGAGGACUCCCAGGAGGAGCCGGAGGGAGCAGCCGCCGCCAAGAGGGCGAAGCUCUCGUGCUGCCACCACCGUCACCACCGACUCCACCGGCGGCGCCAUUACCAUCACUCGCCGCAGCGCCAUCACUCCCAUCGCCCCGACCAUGGACGCUCCCCGAAGGGUCUGUCCGGGAGGGUCAGUCGUCGAGGAGCCGCCCCCGCCACCAAGAAGGCAGUGGUGGUCAAAGAGGAAAUGCCUUCCACCUCCGGCAGCCACCCGGUGGCCAUCCAGAUACCGGCGCCCAUUCCGCUUCCCGUGCCGGCUCCAGUUCCAGCUCCCGCUCCCGCUCCUAAGUUGGCCAGGGAGCUGCGCCUGGAGCAGCAGCUCAAGUAUCAGCAGCCCCUCCAGCGCAAGUCACGCAUGCGCUGCUCCGGCACCCAGGCCCAAGCCCAAGCCCAAGCCCAAAUCCCGGCCAAGACCAUCACCAUCACCAUCACCAAUAGCCUGGCCAACGCCGGCUCCAUCUGUGCGGCGGCCACUAUGGGUGCCCUGCCCAAGGCCAAGAUCAUGGCCGGAGGAGCCAGAUCCAGCGGCAUGAAGGUGGUGUCCAUUUCCAGUGCCAGUCCCAUGGCCAGCAAGUCGUCCAGCCAGGUCAGGAACCCAGUCCCCAGUGGCUCCACUGCGAAGGCUCCGGCCAAGACCAGUCAACCCAAUUCGAGUGCCAGCCAAGCGGACUCCAAUGGCAAGUCACCGAUGAGAAAGGACUCCUCCAACUCCUCCAACUCCUCCAACUCAUCCAACUCCAAGAUGAGGGCAUCGAACGGUGAGCGACCGCGUGGCGGUUCUGCCACGCCCCCUGGUCCGGGCUCAAGGCGUCAGUGGGGGAAUGGGCGGAACAAUGACCACAAUGAGAACCAGUGCAAGCAGAGGCGCAAUGAUGUUUAUGAAGAAGAAGGAGGAUCCGGAGGAGGUGGAUCAGGAGGUGGAUCAGGAGGAGGUGGAUCAGGAGGAGGAGAAAGAGGAGGUCCAAGAGGAGGUGGACCCCAUGACCAUCCCGACGCCGUGGGCAACCAAACGGCCUAUCGCAAUGGCAAGCACGCCAGCAAAUUCCGCCAACCCGUCCGCAGUGUGCGCCUCCACAUCAGAGGACUGACCCGCCAGGUGAGGAAGGAGCACAUCACCGAGAUCUUCGGCCAUUUCGGAGCCCUCAAGGCCGUCGACUUUCCCAAGGACCGCUUCCAGGGACGCUUGGGGCGUGACUUCGCCUUCGUCGAGUACGCCCGUCCCGAGGACUGCGCCUGCGCCAUCAAGCUCAUGAAUGGCGGCCACAUCGACGGCAAGCGGAUCACGGUGUCCGCCUUCCAGGAGAGCAUGCUGAAGGCUCCGUGGCGCCACUACCGCCGCUCCUCGCUGGUCAGCUACCGCCGCCAGCGUCACGGCUCGCCGUCCCGCUCCCACUCUCGCUCCCGCUCUCGCUCUUACUGCCAGUCACGCUCCAUGUCCCGCUCCCGCUCCUCUCGCUCGCAAUCCCUGUCAGGAUCGGGCUACAAUCGCCGCUACCGCUCCCGCUCGCGCUCCCGCUCGCGCUCCCGCUCGCGCACCCGCUCCCCCUUUUCCCUCGGCCGCUCGUCGCCGCGCUAGGGGCAGUGCCACCGCCCCGGAUGGCGUUCGCCUUAGCCAGGUCGCACUGUCGUCGCGGUGGACAUAAGGCGACAUCCAAG